Messenger RNA from Linum trigynum, 402 nucleotides. Lineage: Eukaryota; Viridiplantae; Streptophyta; Magnoliopsida; Malpighiales; Linaceae. The record is from the annotation of a GenBank genome assembly.
AUGCAUCCCGUCGGCUGUCGUCGAUUGACUCUUACCCAGAUUAUUUUGUCCCACUUAUUAGUAAAACCCCUCCACCAUCACUCCAAAUCGACGGCGACACCCAUAAGCUCAUUCAUCUUAGCCCAGCGAACAAGAAAAUGCAUUUUCUAUGACCCAUCGGAGAAGGGGGAGAAGAGCGGUGGCGGUGGUGGUCCCGAGCUGAAGGAGGUCGUCGAUUCGUGGACGUCGACCAUCCAGAUCUUGCCGCUCGAGAAGUUUUCCUUGGAGCUAGGAGGAGGCCACGGAGUCACCAGUAGCCGAGGAGUCAAGGUCGCCAACUCCAACAAUCUCUUCCAGCGCUGCAAUUUUCGUGAAGCUCCACGAUUUAUCCAGACCCUUCCGACUUCUCCAUCGCCACCCUAA